CAAAAAGGGGAAGUUUGAACAAGUGGUGGCUGAGUUGCAUUCUGAAUUUUUUGAAGGAAGGAGACACCUCAUAUCUUCGGUGUCUCCGCCUUCAUUCAAUUCGAAACCCUAAUUUCUCAUCACAACCUUCAAUAACACAACGAACCCUAUUUCUCGAUCAAAUCGCUCAUUUUCAGCUUCUUUCAGAUCGACCGUGCUUCCCUGAUUCUCCAUCAUAAAAUCGUUUCAUUUCGAAUUUUUGGGUUCUGCAUUUGUUGUUUUCACAUUGUAUGAGUUUCUGAUCUGUUAAUAUGGCGGGAGUUUCAACUUUUCCGGGAUGUGGAUGUUGUUACAGAACAUCAUUUACAAUUAGAGGGAGAGAAAUGAGACCUUCAUCAGUUCAAGCCACUAAUCUUAUACUAUCGGCAACUACAAGGGUUUCUAGACCUUUUGAGGAAGACAUGUUUCCAUUCUCUAGAUUUUCUCUAUCUAACUCGAGGAAGGCAUCUCAUAAACUUGUCCACUCAGGUAUUCACAUGGCUUUAGUAGAUGAGAGACCUGUACGUUCUGGAGAUGUGUCCAAUCUUCCUCAAAUUCUGGCUUAUGAGCUUGUUCAAGGAGCACUUGUCAAAUGGAGUUCUAAUGUGGAAAACUUAAAACCUGAUAUACCAACUGCUGUUCUUCUGCAUGGUAUCCUCGGAGGCAGAAAAAAUUGGGGAUCUUUUGCACGAAGAUUAGCACAAGAGUUCCCUAUGUGGCAGUUUCUGUUGGUAGAUUUGCGCUGUCAUGGUGAUUCUACAUCCAUUAAGAAAAGGGGUCCUAAUACUGUUGCCUCAGCUGCUCUUGAUGUCUUAAAGCUAGUUGGUCAACUUAGAGUAACGCCUCGAAUUUUAGUUGGUCACAGUUUUGGUGGCAAAGUUGCCUUGAGCAUGGUGGAACAAGCUGCAAAACCUCUUGCAAGACCUGUCAAAGUUUGGGUUCUGGAUGCUACUCCUGGAAAGGUCCGUCCUGGUGGAGAUGGAGAGGAUCAUCCUGGUGAACUUAUUUCCUUCCUAAGUACACUGCCAAAGCAGGUUGCAUCUAAGCGUGAUGUUGUAAGUGCUCUCAUUAAGGAAGGCUUUUCUAAAGAUGUGGCACAGUGGGUGGUAACUAAUCUCCGGCCGACUGAUUCAUCAUCAUCAAGCUUCUCAUGGGUCUUUGACCUCAAGGGUAUUGCUGAGAUGUACAAAUCCUACGAAGAAACAAACUUAUGGAAAUUUGUCGAGGAUGUUCCUCGAGGUGUGCAUAUCAAUUUCUUAAAAGCUGAACGGAGCUUGCAUAGGUGGGCCCUUGGAGAUCUUCAGAGGAUACAUGCUGCUGAGGAACAGGCUGCAGAUGAGGGAGGUGGAGUUCAAAUGCAUGUGCUUGAAGAUGCUGGGCACUGGGUUCACGCUGAUAACCCUGAUGGUCUGUUCAGGAUUCUUUCACCUUCCUUCCAGUAAAAGAGCAAAGAGAAAACCCGCAUUAAAUCUUCAAAAGAUUCAGGCGUUUAUUCCCGUCACACAUUGUAACACAUGCACUGGUUGAAUUCCACAAAAUGAUAAUGUAUCCUCAUCCUAUAACAAUUUUUGUAGCCUGACUCGACUGUGUUUGUUCAUUCAUUCAUCAGUUUAUAUAUAUUAUCUGCAGUAUUCCCCUUCCAGACUGCUGAAGAAUUUGAUACUUAGUCGCACUGUAAAUUUAUAAAUUUUAUCUCAUAUACAAAAAGAUGCUUCUGGCUUUA
This is a messenger RNA of Papaver somniferum (opium poppy), 1741 nucleotides long. Its product is annotated as protein ABHD11-like. The transcript has 13 exons. The record is from RefSeq and is a predicted model, not a curated record. NCBI's taxonomy places the organism in Eukaryota, Viridiplantae, Streptophyta, Magnoliopsida, Ranunculales, Papaveraceae. The coding region runs from base 291 to 1460 and encodes 389 amino acids.